CUUGUAGCCUCCUGUGUAGACCCAACAUAACGGUCCGGGGAGACAGCAGCACCGAGCAGCCUCUCCGGUUUCGGUCAGUGCACCCACGCCAUCGUCCGGGGGAUCCCCGCGUCCCUGGCCGGCGAGGCGCUCCGGAUGUCCGCGGCGGAGGUGGACCUGUCCGGGGCGCGGAGGGAGCAUGACGCCUACGUGGAGGUGCUGAGGACCAGGCUCCGGCUGGAGGUGGUCUCGCUGCCCGCCGACGAGGCGCUGCCGGACGGCGUGUUCGUGGAGGACGCCGCGGUGGUGUGCGGGGACACGGCGCUCAUCACCCGGCCCGGAGCCGAGAGCCGCCGGGCAGAGACGGAGGCGAUGAAGGCAGCUCUGAAGGAUCUGAACCUGAACAUCGUUGAGAUGACGGAUGAAACUGCCACGCUGGACGGAGGAGACGUGCUUUUCACAGGUCAAGAGUUCUUUGUGGGCCUUUCCAAGCGGACCAAUCAGAGAGGAGCAGAGAUCCUGGCUGAUGCAUUUAAGGACUACGCUGUGUCCACGGUGCCCGUGCAGGAGGGUCUGCACCUGAAGAGCUUCUGCAGCAUGGGGGGACCCGGCCUCAUCGUCAUCGGCUCCAGUGAACCGGCACAGAAAGCUCUCAAAAUCAUGCAGCAGAUGAGCGACCAUCGCUACGACAAGCUGACGGUGCCCGACGACCACGCCGCCAACUGCGUCUACAUGAACCUGCCGGAGCUGGGCCACGUGCUGCUGCACUGCACGGCCGAGGAGUUUCCAGAGAGCGCCAAGGUGUUUGAGAAGCUGAAGGACUACACCCUCAUCCCUCUGGCCAACAGCGAGAAGGUGAAAGUGGACGGAGCCCUCACCUGCUGCUCGGUGCUCAUCAACAAGAAGAGCAGCAACUGAGCCUGCUCACCGGGUGGGGGGGGGGAGGGGACAAAGAAAAUGUAAUUUCCCUUCAAAAACCUCAACAUUACCAAGUUAAAUGUCUUAAAUGAGUCCUAAUUGCUCAGUUGGCACAAAUUCCAAUUAGUUGCAGGUAAUAUUUAGAUAUUUUACUAUUAACUUGAAUAUAUUUUAACAAUUCCUAAUCAAGGUUAAAUACAAGGCAAAUAAAUAGGCCCAUUUAACUUCUAUGUGUUUCGAAUCAUUUUGUUCUUUAGUCGAGAAACUGUUCAAAUCUGAUGCUAAUUAACGACAAAUAUCCGUUCUGAUGUGAUACGGAACCUGCCAGUCUUCACAAUUUGUGUUUUUUGGAUGAGGAAUUAUUCUCAAUUCUUGGCAGUAAGAAGUGGGAACCAAUUCAUUGAAAUGUGGGAACCAGUUAAUCAAAGGUUGGGAACCAAUUAAACAAACUGUGGGAACCAGUUAAUCAAAAGGUGGGAACCAAUGUUAUAAAACAUGGCCUCACUAUAUAUAUAUAUAUAGUCUUCAGUCUAUGACCACUCCCAUUCUCCUUACAAAUGUAAACAGUUGGUUUAUUCUGUUUACUUGCACUGUUUUAACUGUGAUUUCAUGUGAUUGGUUAAAUAAUACAAAUACAACUUUUUUUUCUUUCUUCCAAGAACUGUAUUUUCAAAUAAGACUUCCUUCUAGUGGAAGAAAUAGAUCCUGUUGUUGUUGUGGUACUUUAAAAACGUCAAUGUCACUGUUGCUCCUGAGUUCCUGCUGAUGUUUGACUUUCACCACUGUACUUUCAGAUUGUUUGAAUUCUCGAUUCUUGUCUUUGAUCAGUGAUGUGAUUUCCUUUGUGUGAUAUUGACAGUGAACCCCCGCUGAGACCUGAGGUGCUCUUAGUUUUUUUCACGAGUGUUGCUCUUCUCAUUGCCACCGAUCGUAGAGAACUGAAGUUAACUGGUCCUUAACACCUGCCGCCAGCAGGAGGAGCAAACCGGAUCCAUUCAUUCUACGAGAACCAUCUGUGCCCGUUUAGUUGCAGUGAUUUUUUGCGUCUCUCGUGUGUGGGGAUGCAAACUUGUUCAUAUGUGCCAACCCUGCAGAGGACAGAGAGAAGCUGCCCCUGUGUGUUUCCCUCAUUACAAGACGACCUGAGCUUUCAUUUACUCCAACGUAAACACCUUUGCUCCUCUAAUGUGCUAAGUCCAAUGAGUUUACUCCGGCUGAAAGAUUCUGAAAACACUGUAGAUGUCUUGGUUUUUCCUUGUUUGUUGAUUCCACUGGUUUCAGUUUUCGCGUCUGACAGAUUUUACUCCAAAAAUCGUGUCCGUUUCCAUGUGUGUACUCGCUGGAAGCUGCCAGGACCAGUUUGACUGAUGAGCUCCGUCUCAGUGGCCUCUGCUGUUUGCAUGCGUGCGGCCUGUGGAUAUGACGGCACACAGCGCGUGCAUACUGUAAAUACUCCUCUGUACUGUAGCUCCAGGCCCCAUCACAUCUGAAACCCGUGUUGUUUCUCAUUGUGAUCGUUUGUGAAAGUUGAGGAAAUGACAUCAGGAGGCGAUUCGGCCUCUCGCUCCGUGGCGUACGGGCGAGUGGGCAGUGAUGAAACAUGGAAAGAAUUCCUGCAGGGAGGAGAGAGGCUCCGACUCAGCCUGUAAACACUGACUCGCUCACACUUUCUCUCUUUCUCCCGAUUGUCUCACUCACACACACACACACACACACAACGUUGGCUUCUCUCCUCCUGGGUGAUUGCCUCAUAUACGCUUCUGGCCUGUUUCACGGACAUGACAUCACACAGUCUGGCGAGCGGUGCGGACGUGAUGAUCUGGCGUUAAAGUGCGAGUCUUGUAUAUUUUCGCUGCAGGCUGCUGACUGGCUGCAGGGCGAUAACACGCGGCUGCAGAGUGUCUGACGCUCACGCUCCACAGGGCCGAGCCAGACAGGAGCAGUCGCACCCGGUCUGAUUCACACAUGGCAGCCGCUGGGUUCUGCUUCUUUUUUCAGGCGAGUCAAAUCUAAAAAAAAUCUAGAAUUGCCUUCACCUCUCAGUCCUAAAAUCUAAAUAACAUCUUCUACAUUUAUUGGCUCUUGGCUGGAGACACUGUUUGUCUCGUGUUUAUCCCCCCCCCCCCAACUCAUCCCUGUAGUCAUGGCGUUGUGUGUCGGCCAUGUUCCCCCCUCAGGUCUCUUGGUUCUCAUUCAAGUUGUGAGUAAUGAUUAUUUGUGUCAUGUUUAAUUGAGCCUUUCAUCUACUUAGUGUAAUAAAUUAACAUCUAGCAUU
Molecule: messenger RNA, 3172 nt
Organism: Limanda limanda (common dab)
Lineage: Eukaryota; Metazoa; Chordata; Actinopteri; Pleuronectiformes; Pleuronectidae
Gene: ddah1
Product: dimethylarginine dimethylaminohydrolase 1
Exons: 7
Coding region: 136-897 (253 amino acids)
Biological process (GO): positive regulation of nitric oxide biosynthetic process; arginine metabolic process
Molecular function (GO): dimethylargininase activity; amino acid binding
Source: RefSeq, a predicted model, not a curated record